AUGGCAACAAAUACAUUUCGCCUGGCCCUUCUACAACUUGCUCCAACACUAAACAAGUCGGAAACUCUCCGAGUCACGAGUCUGAAAAUCAAGAGGGCUGCGACUAGUGGAGCCCACAUGGUAUGUCUUCCAGCUUGCUUCGGUUACCCCCUGGGCGGGCGAGGUUUUAAGGCGUCCGCUGAGACCAUUCCCGGUGAGACGAGCGAGAUGCUGUCCCAGCGUGCGAGGGAGAACGGCGUGUACCUUAUAGGCGGUUCCAUGACCGAAAUCGACGGUAAGGGUCAAAGAUACAACACCUGUCUUGUCUAUGGCCCCGACGGCAGUAUGGUCGCCAAGCACAGGAAACUGCAUCUAUUCGACGCCGACAUUCCUGGAAUGAUAACUUCACGUGAGUCAAGCCUUGUGUCGCCAGGGAACAGACUGACCACCUUCGACACUCCGCUCUGUAAAGUCGGCGUCGGCGUGUGCUACGACAUCUUUUUCGCUCCCCUGGCGCACAUCUAUUCGCAACUCGGUUGCAAGCUGCUGGUGUUCCCUUCCGCGUUCAACGUGAACAUUGGUCCCAUCUACGCCGAGUUAUACUCGAGAUCUAGGGCGGUAGAUGGUCAAGUGUACGUGGCGCUGGCGUCGCCGGCUAGAAGCGAACGUACGCCAUACGUCCCGUGGGGACACAGCAUGUUGGUUGAUCCUAUGGGAAAGGUGGUCCGGUCGGCGGGAACCGAGGAGGAAAUCCUGAUGAGCGAAGUGGAUUUGGAUUACCUGUCGACGGUGAGAAAGCAGACGCCAAUCAUGAAGCACCACAGGAACGAUCUCUACGAUGUGAUUAGUGUUGCAGGUGACCACUUCAGUGGCCAUAGUGACUGUGAUUGCGGUGCGACCUGA
This is a messenger RNA of Ixodes scapularis (black-legged tick), 882 nucleotides long. Its product is annotated as omega-amidase NIT2-like. Gene Ontology annotation, cellular component: mitochondrion. Gene Ontology annotation, biological process: L-glutamine metabolic process; oxaloacetate metabolic process. The coding region runs from base 1 to 882 and encodes 293 amino acids. Lineage: Eukaryota; Metazoa; Arthropoda; Arachnida; Ixodida; Ixodidae. Gene Ontology annotation, molecular function: omega-amidase activity. The record is from RefSeq and is a predicted model, not a curated record. The transcript has a single exon.